GGCACCGGCGGCGACAUGCGACACGAGUAGCCCGCAAGCUUUGGAACCACCAGAGGAGCCCCCUCGGCCUGAGCGCGCCAAGAGGACAGGGGUUAAAAUGAAUGAAGACCUGAAGGUCAAUUUAAGCGGGCUGCCUCGGGACUAUUUAGAUGCCGCUGCCGCGGAGAACGUCUCGGCUGCUGUCUCCAACCAGGUUCCUGUGGUAGAGCCAGAGCCUGAGCUGGUAGUCAACCCCUGGGACAUUGUCUUGUGUACCUCGGGGACCCUCAUCUCCUGUGAAAAUGCCAUUGUGGUCCUCAUCAUCUUCCACAACCCCAGCCUGCGAGCACCCAUGUUCCUGCUGAUAGGCAGCCUGGCUCUUGCAGACCUGCUGGCCGGCAUUGGCCUCAUCAUCAAUUUUGUUUUUGCCUACCUGCUUCAGUCGGAAGCCACCAAGCUGGUCACGAUCGGCCUCAUUGUAGCCUCUUUUUCUGCCUCUGUCUGCAGCUUGCUGGCCAUCACUGUUGACCGCUACCUCUCGCUGUAUUACGCUCUGACGUACCAUUCGGAGAGGACGGUCACGUUUACCUAUGUCAUGCUGGUCAUGCUCUGGGGGACCUCCAUCUGCCUGGGGCUGCUACCCGUGCUGGGCUGGAACUGCCUCCGAGACGAGUCCACCUGCAGCGUGGUCAGACCGCUCACCAAGAACAACACGGCCAUCCUCUCCGUCUCCUUCCUCUUCAUGUUUGCGCUCAUGCUUCAGCUCUACGUCCAGAUCUGUAAGAUCGUGAUGCGGCACGCCCAUCAGAUAGCGCUGCAGCACCACUUCCUGGCCACGUCGCACUACGUGACCACCCGCAAAGGGGUCUCGACCCUCGCCAUCAUCCUGGGGACCUUCGCCGCCUGCUGGAUGCCUUUCACCCUCUAUUCCUUGAUAGCAGAUUACACCUACCCUUCCAUCUACACCUACGCCACCCUUCUGCCUGCCACCUACAACUCCAUCAUCAACCCUGUCAUAUAUGCUUUCAGAAACCAAGAGAUCCAGAAAGCCCUCUGCCUCAUUUGCUGUGGCUGCAUCCCGUCCAGCCUCGCCCAGAGAGCACGGUCACCCAGCGACGUGUAGUGUCCCGCCUAGAGGACCCCGCAUUUCCCCGGCACUCCCACUGCCGGCGAGGACUGAGAUGCUUCCCCGAAUUCUUUGCACUGGAUUCUUUGUCAAGCCACAGGAGCACUUAGCAUUCGUGAUGCAAUGACGCCAUUUAGAUGAGUUAAGUGAUUGAAGUGAAAAUAAUGUGACCAGUGUUUUCACCAUUUAAAACAUUGUUGAGUUUUUUUUUUUGCUUAAUAUUAUUUCGUUGUGUUUGGGGUAGGGAUUUUUGCUUUAUAUUUUAUUGGGAGGUUGUUGGUGGGUGGGAAAAGAAGGGAUAUGAGAUGACCACAAUGUUAUGAAAAGUAAAUGAGUCCCAGAGUUUUUACCUGGACUUUAAAAUAAAUCUGAGUUAUGGAGGAAGAAUUACUUUUUCCAGACAUCUUUUUAUUUUUUUUAAUGUGAAGCUGGAGUUUCAAUGCUGCAUGUAU
Molecule: messenger RNA, 1557 nt
Organism: Otolemur garnettii (small-eared galago)
Lineage: Eukaryota; Metazoa; Chordata; Mammalia; Primates; Galagidae
Gene: GPR12
Product: G protein-coupled receptor 12
Exons: 2
Coding region: 98-1102 (334 amino acids)
Biological process (GO): G protein-coupled receptor signaling pathway
Cellular component (GO): membrane
Molecular function (GO): G protein-coupled receptor activity
Source: RefSeq, a predicted model, not a curated record